AUGAGUCCUCCACCUACGCACGAUGACCGGGAUAGCGACAGUGACGAAUCGGCGCCUGAAGAGCCCCUCGAUCUUACCCGCGACGACGGAUGGGAAGACGUAGAGCCCGAAGAAGAGAGCGAACCCAUUGUUGGCCUUUUCACAGACAAGAUAUACCCUGACACACGUUCAAUGCUGGAAGAAAGCAAGGAGAAGUUUGGGUUCGACUUUGUUCGCGUGCAACAACAGUUGGGACUUGACUUCCUUGGGACUAUCAGGCUGGUCAAUUAUAUCCGCUCAGAGGUGAAGAACGGCAACACGAAGCCUGACGUCUCCAGCGCCGCCCUAUUCGAAGAUGAGAAAUAUCUCAAGCCUGUUCUGGAGGAUGAUGCGCUGCUAUACAGCUUAGACGAUAUUGCAGUCCUGACUGUUGGAGAACAACAAGAGGUAGCAGGCAGACUAGGAAAGAUAACUGAUUCAGCACGGAUAAAGGACCUUGAGAAUGAGCUUAGUAACCUCCGCGACGAAUUUGCAGAGUAUAAGCAGAUGGUGCAGAAGGCCCUGAACCAAUCCAUAGAGGACGAGGGUGAGAGCAGCAAUAACAAGGGAGAUUCUUCAAGCUCGCGGUCUUUCCAGGAGGCAGAAAAGGGAUACUUCACUUCAUAUGCCUAUAACGCAAUCCACGAGUCGAUGAUAAAGGACUCCAUUCGGACAGAUGCGUACCGUGAUUUUAUCUAUGAUAACAAACACUUGUUCAAGGACAAGGUUGUUCUAGAUGUUGGCUGUGGAACGGGUAUCUUGUCAAUGUUCUGCGCCAGAGCUGGCGCAAAGCAAGUGAUUGCCGUUGAUAACUCAGAUAUCAUCAGCAAGGCACGAGAAAUCGUAUAUGAAAAUGGAUUCGAUAAAGUCAUCACAUGCCUGCGUGGUAAGAUUGAAGAAGUCAUCCUUCCCGUGAAGCAUGUCGACAUCAUAGUCUCCGAAUGGAUGGGCUACUGUCUCCUCUUUGAGGCUAUGUUUGAUUCUGUUCUCUGGGCUCGCGACCGUUACCUCGUCCCUGGCGGUCUCAUGGUCCCUUCGCAUGCAACCAUUCGCAUUGCGCCAGUUGCCUCCGCAGACAUCGUCCAGGAGCACAUUACCUUCUGGAAAUCAAUUUAUGGCUUUAACAUGACAAGCAUGCUCGAAGGCGUACAUGAUGAAGCUAUUGUGCGUAGUCUCCAGCCCGAUAUCAUCGCUGCUAAAUCAGAGCUCUUCUUUUACAUGCCGCUUCAUACAAUCACGGCCAAGGAGCUUGUAUUCACCAAGGAAUUUUCUGUCACGCUCUCCCGGGAUAUUGACUCUCUAGACGGCUGGGCCGUAUGGUUCGAUAUAAUAUUCAUGCCUUCGGCUGAUAGCAAAUUGACUCCCGAAGAGGCCUUGCCAGAAAUAAUGAAGAAACGAGAUAUAGUAGCCUUCACAACUGGCCCCGAUGGGAAACAAACGCAUUGGCAUCAGGGUCUCUUCCUCAUUAACCAGAAGAAAAACCCUACUGCUGCAAUGAAGAAGGGACAGGUAAUUAGUGGCUCUAUCGAGUACCAGAAGAAGGAUGAGAAGUCACGCUUGUUAGAUAUCACCAUUGGGUGGAACUCGGAUGGCAAGUCUGGAAGCCAGAAGUGGUCUUUGACAUAG
Trichophyton rubrum CBS 118892 is the source of this 1644-nucleotide messenger RNA. Its product is annotated as S-adenosylmethionine-dependent methyltransferase superfamily domain-containing protein. Bases 1 to 1644 code for a protein of 547 amino acids. NCBI's taxonomy places the organism in Eukaryota, Fungi, Ascomycota, Eurotiomycetes, Onygenales, Arthrodermataceae. Gene Ontology annotation, molecular function: protein-arginine N-methyltransferase activity. Gene Ontology annotation, biological process: peptidyl-arginine methylation. Gene Ontology annotation, cellular component: nucleus. The record is from RefSeq and is a predicted model, not a curated record. The transcript is spliced from 4 exons.